This is a messenger RNA of Tigriopus californicus, 985 nucleotides long. RefSeq lists its product as uncharacterized. The transcript has 3 exons. The record is from RefSeq and is a predicted model, not a curated record. The coding region runs from base 180 to 713 and encodes 177 amino acids. NCBI's taxonomy places the organism in Eukaryota, Metazoa, Arthropoda, Copepoda, Harpacticoida, Harpacticidae.
AAUCGAUUGUCUCAUUGGCGAAUGUCUAUGAUACAUCAUCCGAGUUUCGAAACUCCUCAGAGUCGAAAUUCGUGAGGGCUUCCUCAUCCUUUAACGAAACCUUGAACUUGGCUUGGUUGUUGGAUGGGACUUCGGAUGGAUCUCAUUUCAGCACAGCCAAAGGUGAUUUCCCUUGGCUUAUGAUUAAUUUGCGAAAGAAGAGCUUAAUUAGUGGGGUUUACUUCUCCAUGGCUGCGACCAAUCCUGGAAAUUUCCAAAGGGAUUACCGACGGGACUUUCGACAAGUUGAGAUCUACCUGGAUGGGAAGCUGUGCGGAUCAUCGGGUGAAAAUGGAGUUCGUGAUUAUGAGGUCUACGUCCAAUGCACCAAACCCGUCCACGGGAUGUACCUCACUCUCAAAAGCAAAAUCAAGCAGGUCGUGCUUCAACUCACCGAGCUUCGCGUAGAAGCGCUUGGCAUUGGAGGUCCAACCAGUAUGUGUGUGUGCCUUCUUCAAAUCUACGUUCUUCUUCCGCUUCCAACCAAUAUUGGGUCCUUUAAGCAACAGUUGUCUGAUGACGUCAGCACACGUUGUGACGAUAUUAUUAUUAUCAUCAUCAUUAUUUUUGCUUCUUUUUUGGGUUGGGGGGGUCACUUUGAACUUCUGGUCAUGAAUAUUCUUUGGUUAAACAUUAAAUUAAAAUGGAUUUUAAAAUUCUCCGCAAUUUUCUAGAAUUUUCUGGCAAAUGCGAUAAGUUUUAUUUAGUUUUAAAUGCAAUAUUUUUGCCUGAAGAAAUGAAAACGCAACCGUCUAAAUACAUAGGUGAUGUAUCAUCUAAGCUUCAACUCCAUUUUAUCUACUUCUUCAGCCGGAAUACGGGCACAUUUGUAAUGUUGUUUCUUUUUUUUUAUGAUGCCAAUCUUAAAGUUCACUUCACCUUAAGUUUAAGAAUCAUAACUAGAGGUAGAUAGACUCUCUGAACGAGCAGGGCAUAUUUCUCACUC